AUGAGAGCCAAAGUCACUAAGCUUUGCACUAUUGGCUUUAUUCGGGAAGCUGUAUACCCAGUAUGGCUGGUAAAUUCCGUUAUGGUUCGGAAGGCAAAAGGCGAAUGGCGAAUGUGCCAAGACUAUACCGAUCUGAACAAGGCUUGUCCAAAGGAUAGCUUUACGUUACCUCGAAUCGACUAG
Prunus armeniaca (apricot) is the source of this 183-nucleotide messenger RNA. NCBI's taxonomy places the organism in Eukaryota, Viridiplantae, Streptophyta, Magnoliopsida, Rosales, Rosaceae. The record is from the annotation of a GenBank genome assembly.